CUGCAGUUCCCAAUAUCUCUGAUACUACUCCAGCAUCGGCAGUUCUUACCAUCUCUGGGGUCUAACCAGGGUUUUGUAUAGCUGCCGUAUUACUUCUGGAUAUAAUGACCGAGCACGAUUUCAUAAGGCAGCACCAUAAAUUUGCUUAAUCCUGCUGAAUUAUCCACCCGGACUGUUCUUCCCCCCAGCCAACGGUCACAACGUCAUCGGCGGCAUCCCCCGGCUUUCCAGAAACUCACUGCUCCGUCUCCAAGGAAGGGGCCGCUCUCCAAUCGCGGCCUGGUUUGAUAAGCACGCGGCAGCCCUGUGGUCGCUAUGGGGGGACAGCAGCCAGUCAGAUGCCGGCUUGCUGCACAGUGCCGCCGAGGACAGCGGGUCUUGACAGCAGUUUGUGGGUGGGGCGAGGUGUUUUGGAGGGGGUCAAGGGGAACCCGUUUGAAGAGUUUCGGUCACCGCCAAGCGAUCGUACAGAGCGACCGAUUUUAACACAUGGCGGAUCGACGGUCCACGGGACCAGCACUAGGAUCGGGGUCGCGGCCUCUCGUUUUGGUGCACAGGAAACUGAUAUAGCACAUUCAUGGUUGAAUUCUGGUGCCUUCACAAUUGAGAAAAUGUCACAGGCAUCUGGAGGUUUUCUGCUUCCUUUGGGCCCUUUGAUGGGACAAAAAAGGGUUUCUCCAGCAGAAACCGAAAGUUUCACCAAAUCGAGUAAGGAAAAAUCAUUUCCAAAGACUCGUGAAUUGGCAGUGACUUCCUCAGCUGAAGAUAAAAACCCUGCAGUCAAAGAGAGCAAUGGCUUACAGACAUCAUUAACCUCUCCAGAAUCCAAGCCAUCAAAGGAAUCUAUAACAACGAAGGAAUUUAUGCAGAGUGAAAAGGCUGAUUACUUAACUGGAUCGGGACCAACGAACAGUUUUGCAAAAUCUCUGCAACAUGCUGAAACUCUGUUGUGGAAUCGGUUUCAACCUGGGUGGAAAUGGCUAAUGGCUAAGCACCAAGCAGAGGACAGUUGUUCAGAUACUGAUAGUGAUGAUUCAUUGCUAACUCGCGAACUGGAUAACAGAUUUACUUCAGGGAAACUGGCUGAGGCGGAGAGGAUUGCCUUUGAUUUGGGUAAAUGUUGCCAGCUGCAACGGUGUCUCAAAGGUGGUUUAUUUCAUGGCCAUGUAAAAUCAUUGCCAUCAGAUAUUCUGAACACCACUGAUUUCCAUUAUCAUCGGACGAUAUCAAGCUUAGCAAACAAUUAUGCAAAGCUGCACAUACUGUUGGAACGUAGAUCUUGCAUUCUUCUUAACAAAGAAUAUGCCAUAAGUGUGAGUAGUGCAUCUAAAUUUGUAAGAAAAUUGAUGGAAUUGCUGACUCAAGAUCAAGAAACAUCCAAAAAAGUAGGUCUGAGCAAGGACCAUUCAAGUGCCGUUUCUGUUAAGAGACUUGGACAUCUGUGUGAAGAACUGAGAUACCAUACAAGCCACUGGAAUUGCCUUAGUGAGAAAAUUAAGAAUGAUCCUUGGUUAAAUUAUCAGCUGAUACAUAUGAAGGAAACCUUUAACCAUAUGAAGCAGGCUUUGACACUAUUGGGUAUGGAUGCUCUUUUUCUCAUGGAGCAAUAUAUUUCCACAGUGCUUUGCACCCUGGCAAAUGCUGACCCUUAUAUCCUUCCAUCAGAAUGGCUUUGGGAAUUUUUUCGUGGUCUGGAAAUAUUCAACAGCAUUGUAGCAGAUUCUAGUAUGCGUCAGUUAUACCUUGAAAUGAAGAAUAGUAUUGAAGAAAUUAACGUGAAUGAAACUGAUUUACAGUCUCAAAGAUUGAAAGUAAUGUUAUGCUGCAAGAGUUGGAACUGGAAAGUCGAACCAUUCCUGAUAGAAAGGGUAUUGCGUAUUUUGGCUAAUGAAAGAGGAAGAAUAGCAGCUCAAUGUUUCUAUGGAGUUAUUAUGACUAAUGCAACAUUUCUUUCAACUUUGAAUAAUAAUAACCUCGCAGGUCUAAAUUGGGAAAAUAUGAAACUAUCUUUUAUUCAGAGUUUUACAGGUAAUCAUAAUGUAUUUUGUAGCGAAGAGAAAGGAAUUCACCUGUGUCGAGAGGAUAAACAACAGGAAUUGGAGCCUUGUAACUGUAAGAGUGCCAUUCAAGAAUUCUGCCUAGAGGAUGAAGUGCUUCUUAACCGUAUCGUUGAUGGUCUUGCUACUUCCAAUGUGUUAUGGCAGCAUGUUCUAAACAGACCCAAGCCUGAAAUACCACAGGAAGCUAAAGCUGAAGAUCUGCAAUUCCAACACACCACCUUCUCAGCAGAAGAAAAAUUUCAAAGUUUAAAAGACAGGCAAAAUGAUGAAACAGGUCAACAUCCUUCAAUUCCCCCAGUCAGGAGAAAAUCUGUGCACUGGCAAGACUCUUCGCAUUGCGAAGGAAAAGUUGUACUACUUUCUAAAUACCAGGUCAUGAUGUGGAAAGCUUUUGCAACUCAUCUGAGUGAUAGUUUCUAUUUUCAACCUGGGCUUUCUUCUGAAGCCUGUAAAUAUAGUGUUGGAAAGCUGGAUCAGUGCAAAGCCCAAAUUACUGCACUGCUUAUUCAAACACUGCAUGAAGCAUGUUAUAAAGGGUUACUGCCAAGGGAUUCUGAGCCAUUUGUACAGGAACUUUGCCUCUACAUGUUGUCAAGGAUUGCCCUCAUUCACUGGGAUCAAGUUUUCUGCAGUGCUUUGGGAUCAGCAUUGAAUGAUAAGUGUUUUCCUGAUCCUGAGAGGAAGGGAGAUACAGUCAGAAGCAAGACAGCUGGGCUUUUCCUGAAGCUUUUUCACCCUCUCUGUGAGUUACUGACCUGGUUGAACGUCGAGCAAGCUCAAAAUCACGGUGCCACUACUGGAGUAGUUCGAAAAUUGGUAGUACCAUCAAUCUUGGUGCGGACAGUGAGUCAUUGUAUCACAACGGUGCAAACUUCAUCCCAUUGGCUAAUGAUGAAGGGAUUCCAAUUUCUUUCUUCUUGGUCCAUGAAUCAGUUUCUUCUAGUAAUUCAAGCAGAUCUAAAACUUCUCAGGGUUAUGGCAUCAAAGAUGUUGCAACUUGCAGAAACCUUGUGCUUUGAGGAAAUAAAUAGCUAUGAAAUCCAAGAGACUUUACCGUUGGUUCAAGUAUCUGCAUUAUUGAAAGAACUUGCCAAUGUUGCAGCGAUCUUCAACACAUUCCCAAUAAAGGUACUGACUCUUUUUUCAACCAGCUGUAAAAGAAUGGCUAUUGAUUUAUUUGAACAGACGAUGCCUGUGGGAAGGCAGUGGAGGGUAAAUUUUCGAUCAGUUGAACUCCCCAGUAAACCCAAUGAAUAUGCAAUGGCUGCAACACAGACUGUGAUUGGUCAGGUUCUGAAGGGAAUUCAACCACUUCCAGAAGAUGAUCAAACUGUUCCAUUAACAGAAGCUCUGACUGCUUUCAUGGAAGCCUGGAUGGAUCAUAUACUGAAACAAAAGAUAAAAUUUAGCAUUCAGGGUGCUCUGCAACUCAAACAGGAUUUUGACCUAGUCAGAGACAUAAUCUGUUCAGAUGAACAACUUUCAUCAGAACUCAGGCAGGCUGUUCUUUCUCUCCGUGUCUUCCAUCAAGUGGACAAUGCCAUUAUCUGCCUCCUUCAGCAACCAACCAGGAAGGCCUAUUUUCCAACAAACACCUGUGAGCCGUUCAGAACAUGCUGCUCUUCUUCAACCAGGACAGUUGAUUUCAGUCAUGGGAGCCUGAACAGUCUUGACAGCCUGGAUUUGCGGACUGAAAGAAUUCGAGCAGACUUUCAGCCCGAAGCAUCCACGGGUUCUGAUGUGCUGAAUAAGAUUAAAGCAACCGGGCACCCAGAGUCUUAUUUAGCCAUGAAUCAGCAGGAGUGGCUCGCCCUUCGAAUGGACAGCAACAGGCGUCGGAAUGUUUUCCGCUUGCCUUGUAUAAAUACAACUGCAGAACAGUGACCUGUCAGUGCUGUUCUGGUUUAUUAUUUUGGAUAGUUGAUUCACAGAAAUGUAUUUACGACACAGCACUUUAAGGUAUUUUUGAAAUUAUUUUGAAGUUAAAUAAAUGUGUUGCUAUUUCAUGGUCUUGAGCAACCCAGACUUCUGUAUGGUCAGUAAUUUAGCCAAAUUCACAAGAUAGUCUUGAGCAGUCUUGUCAUUCUGCAACAUUGGCACUACAGUAGCUCCUGAUCAACCCAAAUAAAACUCCUUUCAUGAAAUGCCUUUCAUAUAACUUUGCAAGGUAAAGCUGUGGAUAUUAUUUUUUGACCAUUUGUGCUACUGUUGAUUUUAUGUUGUCUUGUCUUUGAGGGAGUUCAGAAUGCUAUUUUGAAAGCCAGUACUUUUUGACUCAAAUGUACAGCAUAAUAAUUUAUCAUACUUUUAAAUAUAAAGAAUGCUGAACCAUAAUGGGCCAUUAUUCCUAAAGUUCUAAUCUUUGGGUGUUUUAUACUGCCUCCAAAACUGUUUAUAAUAUUGAAACUUGGAAGUUGCUUAGUUGUAUAAGUCAGGCAAAAGAAACUAUAAUGUGUGCCUGCAGUCUUUAAUUAUCUUUCCUAGAGAAGAUUUUGUAUUCA
Messenger RNA from Stegostoma tigrinum, 4561 nucleotides. It is a transcript of the gene ccdc142, whose product is annotated as coiled-coil domain containing 142. The transcript has 13 exons. NCBI's taxonomy places the organism in Eukaryota, Metazoa, Chordata, Chondrichthyes, Orectolobiformes, Stegostomatidae. The coding region runs from base 339 to 3944 and encodes 1201 amino acids. The record is from RefSeq and is a predicted model, not a curated record.